AUGCAGGGAAAGGGUGAUGACCUCCCAGAGCUUCUACCCAUUUCACAUUACAGUCCUGCAGAGGAAGAAGCAGCAGCAGUACUCCUCGCUGAGUUUGGUGUUAGUGGUCCCUAUGAUGAUCUCCUUAACUUUACAACUGCUUCAACAUGCGUUUUUGCUCAUGGUGGUAGGGAUGUAUUUCUCACUGGUGCCCCACAUGGCGAUGUUGAUGAUGAUAAUGAAACAAUUCCCACUGGUAAAACUAUUGAUGAUGUAGAUCAUACAUGGCCGCUUGAGUGUGUUGUGCUUCAUCACACAAAUAUACUUUCUUCAAUAACUGCUGCGCCUCUCUGGGAAGGUGUGAAUGAAGUUUUAGAUGGCAAUGAUGGCGCUACUAACCCUGUUCUCCUUCGGGAAUUAUUAGUUUCUGAAACAACUGAUCCUGUAUCAGUGGAUUAUUCUCAAGUGCCUCAAACUGUUCCAGAGAACGGGGAUGAUGUACAGAUUCUGGAAACGUUAGAUGAGUUGCUGCAUGAAGCAGAUCUCCUGUUAACGAAGCGUAGACCUUUUGUAGAUCCUAUGAGUGAAGUAUCUAUACUAGAACGGCAACGUGCUGUAGCAGAGGAGGAGCGUUGUUGGACUCCUAUCUCUGAUAUUGGUAAUGAUGAUGAUGAUGAUAAUGGUGAUACUGUUUCUAAUAUAAAUACUGAGCUGAUGGAGAAUUUAAGAAAAGCAGAAAAAGAGAGGGAAUCAAGGCCUACUCUCUUUGCGUAUGAAUUUGGACCUACACUGGAAGAACAACAUAUCCUUUCUGAGUGGGAUGAAGCAGUAGUUCGGUGUGAACAACAAGUUGAUGUCUCUGCUCGUGAUGUAUUAUUGAACAUAUAUGAAAUCAUUGAUACAUCUAAAAUUGAUGAGGUGACAAAUAAUGAAAAUCAGAUGCAAGUAAAAGAACAAGAAACGGUAGUUCAUUCUCGACCGCCUUUAUGGGAAGAGGAACAAAAAAUAGUUCUGGAAUCUAUUGCAACUAUGGAAACUAGAGACAGUGAAUUGGAAACUGCAGCAUCUGAAAGAGUGCAACAAGCACGAGAAGAGCGUCACCACCACCCUCGUCGUGUACCUCCUGGUCAACUUGUUCUUGAUAACUUCAUGACACGUAUAGAUGCAAUUGUACCACCUAUUCCAGUGGAAGUUCAAGUACGUACUAUGGUAGCUGAAAAUAAAGAUGAAGAAUCAGAAAUGCAGACAUAUAAUAAUGGAAAACAAGAUGAUAAACAACAAUCUACAAUUCUGGAGCUUAAAACAGAGAAUUAUGAGUCAUCUAGUUUGGAACAGAUACAAAAGAGAGUUGAACGUGAGUGUUUUAUGGUUCGUUGUGAAGCCUAUGAAGCUAGACGUAUGCAGGAAGAGGAUGAUAAGAUAGCCUCUGAAUUACAAUGGCUUGAGGAAGAAGCUAAACGAAUUGAAGAUUCUAUUCAGAAAUGUCUAGACGAAGAGGAAGAAUCCUAUAAGAGUAUAAUUGCAGAAGAAAUCACCACUUAUCAAGAACUUUAUAAAGAAAAGGAGAAGCAUUUUAUAAUGAUGAAGGAAAACGAAAGACAACGGAAAUUAAAUGACGUAGCAAAGCUCUCUGAUGGCUUUAUAAAGGAGCAUGCACGUAUUAGGUAUGAAAUUAUGACACUGGAAGAAAGUUUAGUAAAAAAUAUUAUACAAGAGGAACGAGAAGAACGAGAGAUGUUACAGCAUAAACAAGAGCAGAAUAUAACUUUGAUUGUUAAAUCUGUAGCGAAAUGGAUUACUGCUGUGCUGGGAAAAGACCCUCAUUCCCCUAUUGGUCCUAUAAAUGCACAGGAACUCGCCGUUCAAACGAUCAAUGCGGCCUGGCAGUCCUGGACGGCGUGUUCGUCUCCCCCUGCGGUGAGCGGCGCGGCCCUCCGCCUGCGGGCGCUGCGGGAUGAGCGGCGGGUGGGCGGCGAGUGGCAGCGGGCCGGUGGGCGGGCGGUCGAAGAGACGGCAGUUGCCCUCACGGAGGCGGUCCGGCCGUCAACUCCACCCGCCCACGAAGAACUGCGGCCCCUCAGUCCCAUUCCCGUUUCUAAUUCCAAUGCUGACUUUAAUUCUAAUUCUAAUUCCAACUCUAUUUCGAACCCAGUUGGGGUGCGAUUGGACGCGGCGCGAGCCAAGCAAUUGCAACCAAUUACCCUUGGUGGUGCUGUCAACCCCGAUAAGAGACAGUUAGCACAACUCUGUCAUUCACUUUCUUUCGCGCUAGAAGAAAUCAAUGAGCUAGACCUUGCAAGUCUCGCAACCCUUACAGUGGGCGGCACACGAGUGGCACCUCUUGUGAAGGAACUUGAUUUUGGUGGUAACGCCCUUCGUACUCUCCCACUUGACGGGUUGCUGCGUGUCUUUACAGAACUCCAGCGUUUAUCAGUUAAUGAUAAUGGGCUAUGUAAUGUGGCAUGGCGGUCAGCAGCAGCAGCAGCACGUGGAGUGGCAGAGGCACACGCAAAUGCUAUUGCACGAGCUUCACGUAUUACACAUCUUGAUCUCUCAUUAAAUGCAUUACAAAAUAUUGAAGCAGUAGGAAAACUUCUCUCAUAUCAUCUUCGAUCAUUGGUGAUAUAUGCAAAUCGUAUUGAAUCUCUCUUACCUUUAGAAUCAUGUAUGCAUCUAGAGUCUCUGGAAGCAAGUCGUAACUGUGUUUCUUCUCUCGCAGAGCUAGAAAAACUUUCUCUCUUGCAAACAGUUGAUUUAAGUGAGAAUCGUAUUACAAACUUUGAACCCCUUUCAUCUCGUGUAUUAUUACAAAAUCUAUGUCUGUCAAGAAAUCAAAUUCAAAGUUUUCCAAAGACUGUAUAUCUUGGUUUUUUGCGUCAAUUAUUUAUAAGUGAAAAUCGUAUUGAAGUAAUAUCUAGUGAUAGUUUCCUUUGGCUUCCAUUAUUGUCUUCAUUGCAUCUUGAAAAUAAUAAAUUGCGGGAUCUCUCAGGAUUGGCACAUUGCCCUCGUUUAACAACUGUAAGCGUUGCAUUUAAUCAAAUUCAACGUGUAGAAGAUCUUUUACCUCUUACAGCGUGUAAAAAACUUCAAUCUCUUUCUGUUAUUGAAAAUCCAUUUUUAUGUAACUCUGAUAAAGACAGUAGUAAACAAAUUUCACUUGAAUUGAAAGAAAAACUUCUUAGAUGGUUUCCACAUCUUUCUGAGCUUAAUAAUGAAAAAAUUGGAAAAGAUGAACACGAGAAAUCUUUUUGGAAUGAGACAGAAGAACUUCGAUACUUGUUUAUUUCUCGUAGAUUACGGAAACAACAACAAGAAAAUAUUAUUGAUGGUAUUGGAUUUUGGUCAGGUUCCUUUGUUGGUCAUAAUGAUAUACGACAAAUGUGUGGCGAAUUUGACUCUUAUUCCCUUUAUAAGAGUCCAAUUUUUGCUUAUGCAGAUAUGUUUGCAUCACUAUCAAGUGAUGUAGCAUUAACAAGAAUUCAAAUGGAUCAAGAUGUUCUUACCACUAUGCGCCGACGACAUUAUCACGAUGCAUUACAUAUUGAAGAUGAACUUCGAGAACGACUUGGUAAAUCAAAACAACGUUUAAACCCAGUUGUACAUCGUCUCUCUGAUAAGGUGGAAGAACGUAAUCGUCGUGAUGCAAUACUUUCAAUGCAACGAGACCUUAAAUCGCUACAAACAGCACAUGUAGUAAAAUCUAAUAUGUUUAUUCGUACUACCCUCUAUCAUGAGAAGGCCCAAGCUUAUAGGGAGUCAAGAGCAAAAAUUGUUAUUUGCGAUUGGAUGCAACGAUGGAUGCUUGUUAAACGUGCUAAAAAAGAACUUGAAUCAUUAAAGUUAUCUAAAUCAGAAGAACAACGACGACGAUAUGAAAAAGCUGCACGUAUUAUUCAACCUAUUUGGCGUGGUGCAGCAUUGCGAUCUCGUCUUAAACGUAUAUUACAUCCUGAUGGCGCUGAUGAUGAUGAUGAUGAUAAAUUCGCCCAUGUUUCUCUUGACUUUCUUGAUUCUUCAGAAACAGCACCUGGCGGUAAAAACGGCAGUAGUGGAGUUGGAGCCGUUCUUCAGAGUGUACUUCAGGCCCACGCGUCUCCUCCAAACUUUCAGGUAUCAUCAAACUCUGGUAUUGCAAGAGGCUUUAAUGGUAUUGUAAAUAGUGCUUCUGUAUUUGAUGGUAUUCUCUCACAGCGUGCUAGCUCAGCAACAGGGAUGAGACCAACACACACGAAUCAUCUUGAGGAGAAGCAGCGUCCGGAGAGUCAGCCACAAAUUGUCCAGGGGCCAUUGUCUACACCAUCAGAACCACCAGUGUCGCCCUCUCGAACAGAUGGGGAAUGGGGUGCUCUUGUUAGCUCGCAGUUGCGAAAGAAACAGCGAAAGAUGGAGCGUGCACACCGUGAAAAUAUGGAGCGUGAGUUUAUGAAAGAUCCACUUAAGGUGAAGCGUGCCAUGGGAAAACGCUGA
Trypanosoma theileri is the source of this 4446-nucleotide messenger RNA. RefSeq lists its product as uncharacterized. The transcript has a single exon. Gene Ontology annotation, cellular component: cytoplasm. Gene Ontology annotation, molecular function: protein kinase binding. NCBI's taxonomy places the organism in Eukaryota, Euglenozoa, Kinetoplastea, Trypanosomatida, Trypanosomatidae. The record is from RefSeq and is a predicted model, not a curated record. The coding region runs from base 1 to 4446 and encodes 1481 amino acids.